Messenger RNA from Ornithorhynchus anatinus (platypus), 888 nucleotides. RefSeq names its product mitochondrial pyruvate carrier 1 (gene MPC1). Gene Ontology annotation, biological process: pyruvate import into mitochondria. NCBI's taxonomy places the organism in Eukaryota, Metazoa, Chordata, Mammalia, Monotremata, Ornithorhynchidae. The transcript has 5 exons. Gene Ontology annotation, cellular component: mitochondrial inner membrane. The coding region runs from base 50 to 379 and encodes 109 amino acids. The record is from RefSeq and is a predicted model, not a curated record.
GCGGCCCCGAGGUGGUGAGGGAGCCGCCGGGCCCGGCGGUGGAGCGGCCAUGGCGGGCGCCCUGGUGCGGAAGGCCGCCGACUAUGUCCGCAGCAAGGAUUUCCGGGACUACUUGAUGAGUACGCACUUUUGGGGGCCAGUAGCCAACUGGGGUCUCCCAGUCGCAGCUAUCAAUGACAUGAAGAAGUCUCCAGAGAUCAUCAGUGGUCGAAUGACAUUUGCUCUCUGCUGUUACUCCUUAACCUUCAUGAGAUUCGCCUACAAAGUGCAGCCUCGAAACUGGCUUUUGUUCGCCUGUCACGCGACGAAUGAAGUUGCCCAGCUCAUUCAGGGAGGCCGGUUAAUCAAAUACCGGAUGAGUAAAAAGGCUGCUGCAUAGCGGAGGAGAAUGCUGUUUCUUCUGGACCCCCGGCCUUACCGGCUACAGCUGCUGAGACACAGAUUCCACAGUCACGAAUAACUCGACCGAGAAAAAUAGCACACGGGUCUCAUCACUAACCAGAGCUUUUUCCUUUUAAAAUGAGAUGCUGGACCUGAAUUUUAUUGCCUUACUACUGAAGAUUUAGCUCUUGAUUAAGCAGCUCACAUCAUGUAACUAAUUGAAUCGACUCAAUCAUGGUAUUGAUCUAAAAGACCAUGUAUUUUCUUUAGUCUUAAUCAUGGGAUUUGUUUUAAAGAGAAGUCGAAGAGUAAUAGCCUUCUUACUGUCCACAAGGUGUAUUCAUAAAACGUUGGUUCUGUGGUUGGUUCUGAAAUCAACCGGAUUACCACUAAAGAAAAACAUUUUCCAGCAAGAGAGUUCCUUUAAACAGUUAUCUGUGUGAAUUGUCAUGCAGUUUGUACUAGCCACAUAUUCUAACUUGUCUGAAAUAAAUCAUUUAAAUAUUA